Molecule: messenger RNA, 1143 nt
Organism: Pseudocercospora fijiensis CIRAD86
Lineage: Eukaryota; Fungi; Ascomycota; Dothideomycetes; Mycosphaerellales; Mycosphaerellaceae
Exons: 2
Coding region: 1-1143 (380 amino acids)
Source: RefSeq, a predicted model, not a curated record
AUGGCAAUAGACGCCCCUAAUUUUAGAACGUUUCCAAACCUCGGCCGCUCACCCAAGAUAAAGGAGGAGGAGGACCUCACCUCUGCCGCUCCAUCUCAAGAUGGAGAGAGCGCUCCCACUCUCCCAACCGGCACCAAGAAUGACGGCGCUCAAGAGGAGCGACACUCGCCUGCAGAGGAGCAAGAGAGCCGUGGCGCCGACCCAGCGCUCGCAGGCGACCUCUUCGACAUACCUCCCACCCUGAUGGAGGACAACGCGCUCUUCGGCACCCUCGGUCGCAACCAGGUCGCGAAACUCUUCGAGCAUGAGGAGAUGCUGCGGAUGGCGAGCCAAUAUACCAUCGCGAAAAUGGCCGAGAUGUACCAAGCGAAGUACGGUCAAAAAAUCAAAAACAAGCGUAUAUCCGUGCGCCUCGACACUGCGAAGGACAAAGUCGCCGCGGCGCGUGGAUGCCUUCGGAAAGACAUCGUCGCCGCCUUCGAAGAAAAGAAGCGUGAGUAUGGUGUCGAAAAAGCAAAGAAUAUGGAAGCUGGACGCAAGAGGAAGGCUCUGAAGCAAGCCGCCGCCGCCGCGAACAAGAAGCGGAAGACGUCCUCGAUCACUAUUCCCCUGCCGAAAGACGAGGAGGACGAGGAUUCGGAUGUGGACGACUUCGCGGCACUGGAGGAGAGGCUGCUGGAGUACUCCGAUGAAGAGGGUGCUGAGAUGACGCGGAAGGAGAAGCGGGGCGAGUUGCAGGUAAAGCCAUGCGCUGCGAAGAAGGGUGGCCGCAUGAAGCGUAAGAAUUCGCGAAUGCCCAUACCAGAGGACGAUGAGGAAGAAAGCCUCCCGGAGUAUUCCGACGAAGAGAUGGCGGAGAUGGAGCGCAAGCAGAGGUCGGGAGAGGUCAAGGUGAAGGAGAAGCUUGCCGAGGACUCGAAGGAUGAGGAGCGUCAGAGCAUCUCGCGUCCUAUGCCUGCGCACCUGCGAGCUGGAGCGGUCGAGAGGGGCCAGUACACGGAGGAGCAUGCGGCUGAUGCGCUCAUGAUGCUGUCGCGCGAGGUCCGCAAGGCGCAAACGCAGCCAGAGCAUGAUGAUGUGACAGCCCGGAGUGAGGGCGACGAGGACGAGGAGGGACAUGAGGAUUCGAGAUACCCAGGAUGA